This is a messenger RNA of Aspergillus nidulans FGSC A4, 5187 nucleotides long. Its product is annotated as tRNase Z. The coding region runs from base 1 to 5187 and encodes 1728 amino acids. The transcript has 3 exons. Gene Ontology annotation, cellular component: nucleus; mitochondrion. Gene Ontology annotation, biological process: regulation of DNA-templated transcription; tRNA processing. Gene Ontology annotation, molecular function: 3'-tRNA processing endoribonuclease activity; DNA-binding transcription factor activity; sequence-specific DNA binding. NCBI's taxonomy places the organism in Eukaryota, Fungi, Ascomycota, Eurotiomycetes, Eurotiales, Aspergillaceae. The record is from RefSeq and is a predicted model, not a curated record.
AUGGCGACGCUCGCGGAAAACCCGGUUGUCGCUCAGACGUCUUAUGAUCAAGACCUCGACUCGUUCCUCAACCUGGACCAGCUGGGCUACACCCCUUCAGAGCCAGCACGAUCAAAAAUCGGCCUGCCAACAUCGCAUCCUGCUCUUCCUAGCUCAGAAUAUGUUUCCAGCGACGCAAGAAGUUCCAGCUUUGCCUCAUCCAGUCAAUCACCCGUCGCUUUUCCGGCCCCUAGCCAUCAAUAUGAAGAACACAAGCAACAGACAGGCAUUCCGCCUGGUGCCUUGGCUCAAGCUAUCCCUUUCAACCAAGUGAUGCCCUUUGGCGCUACAAACCCUGGCUUCGCCGUGAAUGGCGACAUGUUUCAACCUCAGAUUAAGCGCGAUGAAGCGCCCCUGGAUUUCAACUCUACCCCAACCCGGAACAUUUCUGAGAUGGACCUCGAGUCAGACAGCAUCAUGGCUACGGUUCCCGGUUUUUAUGUCUCGCAAAAUUCAACCAAUAACCAAUUUGUGGACCCGAAUGCUUUGGGAGGACAGGAAGUUGUUCCCAUGGGUUCCUCCACACAAGUCGGACGCAUGUAUCCUGGCAUGCACCAGCAAGCUGCCAUGGCCAAAGCCGCUCAACAGCAGAGACAGAAUGAGCUGUUGCGUCAACAGCAACAGCAGCAACAACAACAACAACAACAACAACAACAACAACAGCAGCAGCAGCAGCAGCAGCAACAGCAACAGCAACAAAUUCACCACCCACAUGCCCCAAAUGCAUCAGUCGAUGAACGUAUCUCACGCCUUCUACAGCAGAUGAAAUCUGCGUCUGUGACGCCCUCAGAUUCUUCCCCAUCGCCGUCUGCUGCACCAUUGACAAGAACCAAGAAAGAUGAGCAAGAUAUGGAUGAGGAUGAGAGGCUCCUCGCCAGUGAGGAAGGCAAGAAACUGAGCAGCAAGGAGCGCCGGCAGCUCCGCAACAAGGUUUCAGCACGUGCUUUUCGAUCUCGAAGGAAAGAAUACAUCGGACAGCUGGAGAACGAGGUCGCCCAGAAGACCAACGAAGCUCACGAACUGCGCCAGCAGAAUCGUGCUCUUUGCGACGAAAAUGCUCGUCUGACGGACUUGGUUCGUCAGCUGCUAUCGUCCCCCAGCUUUUCGCACUAUUUGGAUGAGCAGCCAAACGUUAAUGGUCUCCCCAGUGCUCAAGUGCCAUUGCCUCACCUGCCGCAGCAAUCGCAGAACUCAACUAUCCCGCAAUCCGCGCUUCAGCAAUCAAACCCUGUCAAAGAGCAAACUCCCAACCACGGACAGCAAGGAUAUCAAAUGCAACAGCAAAACUCCCAAAUGGGAAUGAUGAUGGUUCCGAGCCAGGGGAUUGAUGUCUCUGCAAUGAACAUGAACAAUGGUGGCUGGAAUUCUGGGAUCGACUUCAAUCCCUCCGUGUUUGCUGUUCUGGAAGUCCCUGAGCCUCCCGUACUAGAUUUCGACACUCUUUCCGGUAAACCGUCUGGGCUCGAAGGGAUCAGUUUCACCGACGUUUCUAGCAAAAGGGACGCUUCAUUCCUCUCAUUCUCUCCCCAUGAAGAACAAACGGCUGUGGACGCUGGGGAGGUGAACGUUGAUGUUGAUGAAUCCGACCCGGUUCUUGCACUGUUCGCCGACCAGCCACGAAGAUCCGUGUCGACUAUCGCACAAGAUCCAUCCUUAGAUGGUAUUGAGGUCGGAAAGGCUUCUAACUACGAGCUUGUUGUCGAAAGUGACUUUGAGGCCGCUGCCAGUCGGCUUGCCUACCUUUGCAAAACUCCCGCAGCCUCGAUAGUCCGCUCCCUCAAGCCCUCCGAGAAAGACAAUUCGAAACAUUAUACGAAGAAGCAAAAGCGAUCUUUCGUCUACAAUACAUCACCUAUUCUGGAACCACCCCAAAUUCCAAAAAUCGGAAUUACGCAAAUGAAGUUCUACUAUCAGAUCUUGACGACGCCGACGGCUGAUACCCCAGGCUCGGCGCUUCUCCUGCAUUUCCCAGGGAAACGUUAUCUUUUCGGCCAAAUUGCAGAGGGGUUCCAACGAGCAUGUACGGAACGAGGGACAAAGUUGACGGACGUGUCUGAUGUUUUCCUGUCGGGUCGGAUGGGAUGGGACACAACUGGAGGCUUGAUUGGCAUGAUUCUUACGAAGGCCGAUGCUCGCGCCAGUUCAAAGGAGGCUCUGGAAGCCCUCGAGCGCGAAAAGGAGGCGAAUCGACAGAAGCGAGGGUGGACCAAGAAAGAUACGAAACAAACGCCGGCCAACGCAGAGCUCGAAGAUCCGCAGCACGACUUGACUGUCCACGGUUCAAAGAAUCUUGCUCAUACCCUGGCUACUGCGCGGAGGUUUGUCUUCAGACAAGGUUUGCCCGUGCAUACGAAGGAGUACGACGCGGAAAGUGUUGCAAAGAGGCUGCGCACUGAUCAAAGCGACCCCUUUGAAGUGCCGACUUUCUCGGAUGAAAACAUCAAGGUCUGGACCAUGCCUAUCAGCCCGUCUUCUACUACACCACGUUCGCAAAGCCCUAAAAAGAGGAGUCUUGACGAAUUUCGCGAAGAUGUGCGGGGUUUAGUGGAGGUGGACCAGCAAUCCAAGGAUCAAUUGGUGCGGCAGUCUGUUGUGUCUCAUAUGUUUGACUCAACUUGGACUCUGGAUGCAUUGGAGGAAACCCGUCUUGCCGACGUCAAAAUGCCAGCGCAAAUCUUUGUACGAAAUCCGGAGACCAAGGACCUGGACAAGUACACAGGCCCGCUUCCUGGAGGAGAUGAGGAGGUUCCUGAGAUGACCGUUCUUGUCCGUAAACCCUGGCCCGGCGCGUCGAUCAGCAAGAUCCCAACAACCACACCAUGCGUUGAGAGUCUAUGUUACAUCAUCAAGAACCACGACCUCCGCGGAAAGUUUGAUGCUAAGAAGGCAAUCGCUCUGAAUGUCAAGCCUGGCCCUGACUUUGGUGCUCUGACAAGGGGUGAAACUGUCAAGGCUACUGAUGGAACGAUGGUGACACCUGAAAUGGUGUUGGAGCCUACAAAGCCUGGCAAAGGACUGGCAGUAAUGGACCUCCCGACUUCGGAUUAUGUCGAGAGCCUGCUAAACCGGCCCGAAUGGAAGUCCCCCUCAGUUGCAAGCAAUUUGGCAGCUUUCUUUUGGAUCCUGGGUCCUGGUGUCGGGGAACACCCUCGGCUUCGGGAAUUCGUCGCUUCAAUGCCGAACUGCAAACACAUCGUCUCGAGCACGGAUUAUUGCCCGAACUAUCUGACCAUGCAGAGUGUUGCCGGGUCGGCCAUUCGCAUGGCCCGGAUAAGGCCUGAUAAUUACCUAGUCCCUAUACACGACAACAACAGUGUUCCACAAACGCAAUCCAGUCUGGAAGAUCGCAUGGCCGUGGAUAGCCAAAACCAUUCAUUCGAACGAGCCGAGCCCGGACUCAUCGUUAGUAUGGAGCCCGAGUUCAAGAUAAACUCAGAUGAAGUACCGCGACGACUGAACGCAGGUAGCAUCCUGACAAAGAUGCCGCAGUCUGCUGUAAGGCGGGCUCGACUAGUUACCAAGAGGCUGCAACAUCCGCUACGCCAGGAGAAGAUUCAGCAAUUUGUGAGCGACAUUCCUGGUGCCGAUGCGGAGAUCAUCACGCUCGGAACGGGAUCUUCUGCACCUUCAAAAUAUCGGAAUGUUUCCAGCACCCUGGUUCAUGUUCCAGGUCGGGGAUAUUAUCUAUUUGAUUGUGGCGAGGGCACGCUUGGUCAGCUUAAGCGCAUGUUCAGCCCUGAGCAGCUGCGUGAAGUUCUUCAAAACCUGCGGCUAAUCUGGAUUAGCCAUCUCCAUGCGGACCACCACCUUGGUACAGUCUCUGUUAUAAAGGCUUGGUACCAGGAAAACUAUCCCAGCGGAGUUGCACAGCUGAGCGAGCCUGAAAAAGACAUAGGGAAGAUCCUGGAGGAGAAGCGUUUGUUUGUCGUAUCUGAUCUCAUGAUGAUUGAGUGGUUGGAGGAAUAUGCUGGUGUUGAAGAUUUUGGUUUCGCCAAGCUCACGCCUCUAUCUGCCUAUCUAUACAGGACUGGCGACGAGGGGAUGAAAUGGUCAUUCAAAUACCGCCACUGCCGUGCCGACGGCUCUUAUCGUGGGCGGGAAGUUGAACACAUAAAACCGGAACAAAGUGAACUGAAAUUUAACUGCAAAGGAUCACCAGGAGAGGAGCUAAGCGCCAAGCUUCGCAAAGCCACGGGUCUGUCCGAUAUUCUAACGGCAUACGUCUCCCAUUGCCGUGGUGCAAUGGCAGUCUCACUCAUCUUCCCUGAUGGCUUCAAAGUCUCCUUCUCAGGUGACUGCCGGCCAUCGCCUACGUUUGUGACUAUUGGACAGGACUCUACCGUCCUUAUCCACGAAGCCACAUUUAGCGAUGACAUGGUCGGCUCCGCUCUCGCAAAAAAACAUUCCACCGCCCAAGAAGCUAUUGAAGUAGGCCGCAAAAUGCGCGCUCGCACUAUCCUCCUCACCCACUUCAGCCAGCGCUACCAAAAAAUCGCCCACUUCAAUCAGCCCAAGGAACUCGUCCAGGACAAGUCAGUCACAGCCCGUGACUUCAGGGCACACAAAAGUAUCAGGCGCAAGCAAGAAACAGCAGCAGCCGAAGCAGCAUCCACAGAUAUUCCCUUCAAGAACGACAUUGAUGCGCAGGAGAACAUUGCCCUUGAUGAACCUGCGGCCUUGAACCCCGACGCCACGGAGUCGUUAGAACUAUCUGAGCCUUCAGAGCUUCCAGAACCCGAUGCCCCACCACGUCCCAUCGUCCCCAUAAUUGCAGCAUUUGACCACAUGCGCGUCCGCGUCCGCGAUAUGUACACACUCGAACAAUAUGCACCUGCCGUUGAGCGCCUCUUCGAUAUCAUCGAGCGCGCCUCCAAACUCGAACAGAACCAAGCGCGAGAAAAGCGACGGCGUGAGGUCGAGGAAAACGAGAAACGGAAGGAGUUUAGGCGGGAGAACAAGUUUAAAACAAAGCAGGAGCAGAUGAGCCAGGAGCAAAGGGAAAUGGCAAAGGCGGAGAAGGAAGCCCGCGUGUCUGAUAGGUCUUCUUCUCAGUCUCGGCCUCAAUCUCCUGAUGCCAAGGUCUCCAUCUGGGAUGCCCCGGAGAGUGAGAGUGGGUGGAGUUCGGAUGAGUCUGGAAAGGAUGCAUAA